AUGCUAACUGAUAGGGAGACGAAGCUGUAUGACCUACUCGGCGUGAGCCCGGAAGCGAGUGAAAGUGAGCUCAAGAAGGCAUACCGUAAGAAGGCGCUGGCCCUUCACCCCGACAAGGGUGGUGACCCGGAGCUUUUCAAGGAGGUGACAGGAGCCUAUGAAGUGCUUUCGGACUCCAGCAAGCGUGAAAUUUACGACCGCUUUGGUGUCGAAGGACUUAGUGACAGCGGUGGUAUGGGUGGCGGUAUGGACCCCCAGGACCUCUUCUCGCAGCUAUUUGGUGGCGCUGGUGGCUUCUUCGGCGGUGGUGGCCGUCCGCGCGGUCCCAAGAAGGGUAAGGACCUGGUACACCGCGUCAAAGUCACAUUGGAGGAUCUCUACAAGGGCAAGGUGACCAAGCUAGCCCUGCAAAAACAUGUGCUUUGUGCCAAGUGUGAUGGGCGUGGUGGUAAGGAAGGCUCCGUCAAGUCCUGCACUACCUGCCACGGUCAGGGUAUCAAGGUCGUCUUGCGCCAGCUGGGCCCGAUGGUGCAGCAGAUGCAGCAGACAUGCCCUGACUGCCAGGGUUCGGGCGAACAAAUUGACGCUAAGGACCGAUGCAAGAACUGCAACGGCAAAAAGAUCACGCAGGAGCGCAAGGUUUUGGAGGUCCGUAUCGACAAGGGUAUGGAGGACGGCCAGCAGAUCACAUUCAAAGAGGAGGCAGACCAGGCCCCGAAUACCAUUCCAGGUGAUGUCAUAAUCAUUGUUGACGAGCAACCGCAUCCCCGCUUCAAGCGCAAACUGAAUGACCUUUUUGUUAAUGUCCAGGUCGACCUGCUGACCGCGCUGGCCGGCGGUAAGGUGAACAUUGAGCACCUGGACGACCAUGCUCUCUCUGUGGAGAUUCCCGUGGGCGACAUCGUGCAUCCUGGCGAUAUGAAGGUACUCCGUGGCCAGGGCAUGCCCUCAUACCGCCACCACGAGAUGGGUGACCUGUACGUGAACCUGAACGUCAAGUUCCCCGACUCGCUGAGCGAGGAGCAGAUGAAGCUGUUGGAGCAGGCCUUGCCCCCGCGUCCCGCUCCUUCGCCGCUGCCUAAAGGCCUGGAUGUCGAGGAUGUGAUCAUGGACAACAUUGAUGAACACGAGGCACAUCGUGCUCGCACGGGCCCCGCCACUACCGGCGAGAUGGAGGAGGACGAUCCCGCUGGCGGCCCGCAGGUACAAUGCGCGCAAGGCUAA
Messenger RNA from Malassezia sympodialis ATCC 42132, 1224 nucleotides. It is a transcript of the gene YDJ1, whose product is annotated as type I HSP40 co-chaperone YDJ1. Gene Ontology annotation, molecular function: Hsp70 protein binding; ATP binding. Lineage: Eukaryota; Fungi; Basidiomycota; Malasseziomycetes; Malasseziales; Malasseziaceae. Gene Ontology annotation, biological process: protein folding; response to heat. The record is from RefSeq and is a predicted model, not a curated record.